Molecule: messenger RNA, 1530 nt
Organism: Balearica regulorum gibbericeps (East African grey crowned-crane)
Lineage: Eukaryota; Metazoa; Chordata; Aves; Gruiformes; Gruidae
Source: RefSeq, a predicted model, not a curated record
AUGAGUUCGUCACUGGUUGCUUAUGAUGAUUCAGACUCUGAGGCAGAAACUGGAAAGACUGAAGUCCCCAAUACUCCUAGCAGACUAACCAGCCUUCUGAGUCCUUCUGUGGAUCGUGUUCAGUACUUUGCACCUGGUAGUUUGGGUACAAAAUCUACAUACGAAAUGCAGCAUACUGAUAACACUGACAGUUCUGGCACAAGCACUGUUUAUGAAGAUCCCCCUGAGCAUUAUGCACAGAAUAAUAACACUCAUUUGACAUCUCCUUAUUGUAGGAGAGCGUACUCUGGCCGUACUGCAUUAUGUAUGUCCUACAAAAACUAUGAACAGAUAUCAAGCUCUUCAACAAACUCUGGAAAUGUUGUUUCCCAGAAGAGAACACAUGCAGACAGUACUACUGCCAUAAAAGGAAUUAGACCAUAUAUCCCUAAAAGAUUGCGUCAAGAAAAUUCCAGUAUGCCUGAAAAAAUAGAAUCUGAUCAGAAAGAUAGCUCAGAUUGUGAUGUUAAACUGGGUAUAUCAGGAGAGCAGACUUCGAGAAAGAUCUCUGAGUUAAUUAAGCCAUAUUUGGGAUCCAAAUAUAAGUUAACUGAAGUCCCCAAAAACUUAGUAUUUUGCAUGUCUAAACACAGCGGCCCUGUUAAUGAAAUCCAGUGGUGUCCUGUACGACAACAAAGUCACAUGCUUCUCUCGGCUUCUAUGGACAAAACAGUCAAGGUAUGGGAUGCUGUGGAUACAGGCUGCUGUUUAAAAACAUAUUCCUGUCACUCCUGUGCUGUUCGAGCUGCCCAGUGGUCAUCUUGUGGAAGAAGGAUCCUCAGUGGGGGCUUCGAUUCCAUGCUGCAUUUAACAGAUGUAGAAACAGGGAAGCAGAUAUUUAGCAGCAAAAAUGAAUUUAGAAUCAGCGCGCUGAAGUUCCACCCUACAGAAUCAAAUAUUUUCAUUUGUGGAGGGUUCAGCCCAGAAGUUAAAGCUUGGGAUAUAAGGACUUCUAAGGUGUUAAGAGUGUACAAAGCUGCAGUACAACAGACAUUGGAUAUACUCUUUCUCCCAGAUGGAAGAGAAUUUCUUACAAGCACAGAUGCAGUAAGCCGGGAUUCAGCUGAUCGUACCAUUAUUGCAUGGGACUUCCAAAGUGCUGCAAAAAUCUCCAAUCAGAUUUUUCAUGAGCGUUACACUUGCCCAAGUCUGACUCUGCACCCAAAAGAGUCUGUGUUUGUUGCUCAGACGAAUGGGAACUACAUGGCUUUGUUUUCCGCCCAGCGACCUUACCGAAUCAACAAAAAGAAAAGAUACGAAGGACAUAAGGUGGAAGGAUUUGCAGUGGGCUGUGAAUUUUCUCCAGAUGGAACACUUGUGGUGACAGGAAGUUCAGAUGGCAAAGUGUUUUUCUACAACUAUCAUACUGCUAGGAUUAUUCGCACUUUGUCUGCACAUAAAGAAGCUUGUGUGAGUGCAAUAUUUCACCCAGUCUUGCCGUCGCUCCUUGCAACAUGUGAUUGGGCUGGAGAAAUCAAGAUCUGGCAAUAA